Molecule: messenger RNA, 2364 nt
Organism: Solanum stenotomum
Lineage: Eukaryota; Viridiplantae; Streptophyta; Magnoliopsida; Solanales; Solanaceae
Exons: 1
Coding region: 1-2364 (787 amino acids)
Source: RefSeq, a predicted model, not a curated record
AUGCCAACCUAUCAAAUCCCAGUCCCAGUCCCCAAUAAUCCAAAUGUUUUGCCUAGCCUGCCUACACACCCUUCCGUAACAUUCCAAACUCCACCAGUCUAUACAAUCUCUGAGCCAUGUCCUAGCUUUCCAGUUCAACCGGAGCUUGAUCACUAUGAAGAAAUGGAGAAGGAGUGGAGGUUGAGAGAAGAAAAGCGUGAACAAGAGAUGAAUGUUAUGAAGGAUGCCAUCUCCGAGGCAGUAAAAAGUGUCCAAUCUUCGAGGAAGAUAACAGGACUUGAGUAUGAGGACCUUUGCAUGCACCCUGACUUGGAAAUACCCGAAGGUUAUAAAAUUCCAAAAUUUGAAACCUUCAAUGGUAUUGGCAAUCCCAUGGCUCACCUACGAGCUUAUUGUGACAAACUCGUGGGUAUCGGGAAAAAUGAUGCAUUGAUUAUGAGGUUGUUUAGUCGAAGCCUCAGCGGGGAGGCGUUAGAAUGGUUCACAUCUCAAGAACUCCGUCAGUGGUCUACAUGGGGGGCUCUGGCCAAAGAUUUCUUGGAGAGAUUCCAGUUUAAUGUCGAAGCUGUCCCUGACAGAUAUUAUUUGGAAAAGAUCAAGCAAAAGUCCACGGAGGACUAUCGUGAAUAUGCGUGCCGCUGGAGGAAAGAAGCUGCAAAGGUACAACCUGUGAUGACUGAAAAUGAAAUAACCUCUGCUUUUAUUCGAGCUCAGGAGCCCGAGUAUUAUGAAAGGAUGUUGCCUAUGAUGGGACAGAAGUUUUCGAAGCUUAUCAGAAUGGGAGAGGCAAUAGAAGAUGGCCUCAAGUCUGGAAAGGUUACAAGUCUCACUGCCUUGCAGGCCGCCAACAAAUCCUCACCAUCCAUGGCCACAGGAUUCGCUAGGAAAAAGAAAGAGGACGUGUCUGCUAUAUCUUUUAGCCCGAGGCCAAGGCCGCAAAUGUAUUUUGGGUCUGGUUCUGCCAUUGGAAACUCCAACCGAUUCCCCACCUCAAAUAUUUACCCAUCAUCUCCACAAGCUCCAAUCCCAAUCUACUAUGCACAACAGAACUACCAAGCACCACCGCCCAUCUACCAAAAUCAACCACUAAGCUACCAAAAUAUACUACCAAAUCACCAAGCCAAUGCACCAGUCUACCAAAAUCCCGGACCAAACAACCCAAAUGCCAAUAAUCUACCCUGUCCUAACCUCGAAAGAAAGCCUCCUAGAGUUUUCACCCCUUUGGUAGAAACACGUACCCAACUCUUUGAGCGUCUAAGAGCGGCAGGAUUGAUCCAACCAGUAGACGCAAGGGCAAUUAAUCCCACAACAAAGUUCUUUCGAGCAGAUCAACGUUGUGCGUACCAUUCUAGAGGGGUAGGACAUGAUACAGAAGCAUGUAUCAAUCUGAAACAUAAGAUUCAAGACUUGAUCGAUAACAGGGUCAUCACUCUCCAAGCCCCUGCCCCCAAUGUGAACCUUAACCCAUUGCCGAAUCACGAAGGAGCUACCAUCAACAUGAUUGAAAAAGACGAAGAUUGGCUUGCUAAUGGGACUAUCGGUGAAGCAGUUGUCAACUCACUUAUACNCCCAUUGCUGAAUCACGAAGGAGCUACCAUCAACAUGAUUGAAAAAGACGAAGAUUGGCUUGCUAAUGGGACUAUCGGUGAAGCAGUUGUCAACUCACUUAUACCAACAGUGGCCUCAUUGACCAUAAAGGCCCGCCCAGAGUUUGUUGUAAUAACUGCACCUCAUCAGGCAUUUGCUUUGGUGAAGGAAAGAAGCAAUGAGCAGUUCGAAGAAAAGUUUGUUGUCCAGGCGGCCACCGCACAAGGGAUGACACGCUCUGGAAGAUGCUACAUUCCAGAAGAACUAACUCAAGAGAUACGAAGAAAGGAGAACCAGAAAAGGCCGAUCACAGAGGGUGAGGCUGAAGAGUUUUGGCGAAGAAUGCAGCCCAAGGAGUAUUCCAUUGUCAAGCAUUUAGAGAAGACUCCCGCUCAAAUUUCUAUUUGGGCUCUAUUAAUGAGUUCUGAGUACUAUCGAAAAGCACUGUUGAAGGUAUUUGAUGAAGCAUAUGUGCCGACGGAAACAAGUGGUGAGAAUCUGGCCACCAUGGUAAGUCAUGUCAUUGGGAGUCAUCAAAUCUCUUUCCGAGAAGAGGAGUUGCCACUUGAAGGGGUUAUGCACAACCGUGCCUUGUAUAUCACUGUCAAAUGCAGGGACAAGUUUGUAGCUCGAGUAUUGAUUGAUAAUGGCUCAGGGCUCAAUAUCUGCCCAUUAUCAACCCUGACUCAACUAAAAUAUGAUGUAGGAAAAAUCCGUCAAAGUCACAUGAAUGUAAGGGCGUUUGAUGGUUCGCAAAGAGAGACCAUGGGGAAAUAG